Molecule: messenger RNA, 3230 nt
Organism: Sesamum indicum (sesame)
Lineage: Eukaryota; Viridiplantae; Streptophyta; Magnoliopsida; Lamiales; Pedaliaceae
Source: RefSeq, a predicted model, not a curated record
UCAAACGGUAACCUUUUGCGUUAGCAAUGUAUAAGUAUUGCAUGCCCUUGUUUUUCAUGGCAUCUCUCUCUCUCACAGACGCGCGGGACAAAUUUGUGAAGAACCGCAUGCGAUCAGAGGAAGCCGACGAAGAUCAUAAGCCUGAAAGGGACGCAAAUAUGGGUGGAAUUUAUUUUUCAAAAGCUUUGAUACGCGUGCCGAGAAGUAACGGAUGGAAACCUAUGUGCUUAUAUAAAUCAUAAAAGUUAGCCGUUGCUAUAAUGACAGAGAGGGGGUUCAUCACGAGUUUUUGAAGGAGAAUGGGAUUAGUUUGCAUGCGGGGUGAAAGGACAUAAUAUUUCUGUUUAUGUUAAUGCUAUGUGAAUGGAGACAAAAGAAAAUGGUGAAAAUCAAGAAAACUGGUGGUCGGCACCAGGGUCGCCAAUUCAUGUGUUACAGAAAGUCCCCAAGGAGGCAGUUAAAAAGACUAGUGAGUCAUUGCAGAAUUCAAACUCAGGUAUUCCAGUUGAGAAUACUCUGAAGGUGGUGCAGCCACUGAGGCAUAGGCGUAUCCAUAGUGACAUAGCGACUUCGUUUCAUAGGCGUGGAAGUAGCACUAAUAAUUUUCACAAAUGGAAGUCUCAGAUGCAAAAGGCUUUGCAGUGGGGUGGCAGUAAUUUUAGUGAAGAUAGCCAUAGCCAGUGUUCAUCUUUUGAUCCUGAGAUCCUGGCAAAUCAGAAAAGGCAGUGGUAUCAGCUUCAAUCAAAAUCAUCGGACCCUUAUAAAUUUAAAGAGCCGACCUCACUUUUUGAACACUUUAUUAUUGCGGGGCUCCGUCCAGAUGCCAGUCCCGAAGUAUUUGAUGUUGUAUCUGCCCGGAAGAAAACAUGGGAGGAAGGGAUGGCAAGAAGUGGAAUGUUAGAUCUCGACAUUAGACAGUUUGAGCAGCCUCCAUUGCCAACACUCGAGCCUCAGGUACUCUUUAAGUAUCCUUCUGGAGAAAAGUUGGGUUUGCAGUUGAAGGAUCUAGCUGCAUUUUGCUUUCCUGGAGGUGUUAAGGCACACAUAAUGGAGAGGACGCAAUCGUCAAGUGAGUUGAAUAAACUGCUGUAUGGACAGGAACACUUGCACAGAGAUGAUUUGUCAUUUAUUUUUUCACUUAAGGUAGCGGACAAUGCAACACUUUAUGGUGUUUGCUUGCACGUACAAGAGUUCGUGCAGAAACCACCUGUCAGUUGUCGGGUUUCUUCACCGCUUUCGCAAAAACAUUCUGGCUACAGUAGAUUUGUGGCUUCUGCGACUCGUUGCUAUUGUCUCUUAACCAGACUACCUUUCUUUGAGUUACACUAUGAGAUGUUGAAUAGCAUCAUUGCACAGGAACAUCUGAAUCGGAUUACGCAGUUUGUUAAUGAAACGGCUCUUGCUGAUUAUGUCCCUUCUCAAUCAAUGCCAAAAAAUCAUGUCAAUGGAACUAUUGACUCUCCUUAUGGGGAAAGUGACACAGACUGGAUGGUUUCAGAAAUACCUGUUAAUGGUUCAGUGGCUCUAACUUCUGCUGCAACAGGUGUUAUGUCUGAUGAGGAGAUACCAUCAUCAAUCUGGGAACCCUUUUCUCCUGUGAGUGCUACUAUCAGUGAUGCAUCAGAUCGCAGUCAAAUGAGGGAAUUGGAUAAGGAUGGUAGCACGAAUAUGCAUGCUUUUGAUGACUACAUCUCUGAAAAUUCUGAAAAGCGAUCAAAUAGUUUGGACCAGACAAAGAGGAUUCAAAAUAAUGGCGAUACUUCAGAUGUCGGCCCUUGUAUCAUAGCUAGGAACUCGUCAGUGGAAACUCUCCGAAGUUUUGAGAACUCAUUUCGUUCAGCUAGAAGUAUGACAUCAGAGGAGGAAGAUGACGACUUCUUCUAUAACCAUGAUAAAGAUCCCAGUGAUGAGAUAGGAGUGGAAUGGUCAAGGGAGAACAAAGCUGAUUUAUUACAGAUUGUUUGUGGUUAUCAUUCUACGUCUCUUCCUGCAAGGGGAAGCAAAAUAAUUUUUCAGCCACUAGAGCAUUUGCAGCCCAUUGAGUAUCAACGUCCUCCGGUCUGUGCCCUUGGAUUGUGCGACGAGUUUCUUGACCUUGAACUGAAAGAUCCAAAGGAAGUCUCUCAGGUCAAGUUAAAAUUAGCUGCUGCUGAGGAAGCUCUGUCACUCUCCAUAUGGUCAACAGCUACGAUAUGUAGAGUUCUUUCUCUAGAAAGCGUUUUGGCCCUGGUCACUGGUAUCUUAUUGGAGAAACAAGUGGUUGUGUUGUGUCCAAAUCUGGGUGUUCUAUCGGCUGUGGUGUUGUCUCUUAUCCCUAUUAUACGUCCUUUUGAAUGGCAGAGUUUAUUUCUUCCAAUUCUGCCAGGGAAGAUGCUAGAUUUUCUUGAUGCUCCUGUACCUUACAUUGUUGGAGUACAGCAUAAACUAGCUGACCAUCAGAUGAAGACCUCUAAUUUGGUUCAAGUUAAUGUAAUCAAAGACAAGGUCAAAACUUGUAAUCUGCCUCAACUACCUCAACGCAGAGAGCUUAUUUCAGAGCUUAGGCCUAUCCAUGCUGCAUUAUCAUGCAAAGGCUCCAACUCCCAGAGGUAUCCGGUAUAUAAAUGCAAUGAAGCACAGGCUGAAGCUGCCUCACAAUUUUUAAUUGUCAUGCGCCAGUACUUGGAAUCACUUUGUUCAGAUUUGAGGUCACACACAAUUACAAGUGUGCAAUCCAAUAAUGACAGGGUUUCUAUACUUCUCAAGGAUAGCUUCAUUGAUUCCUUUCCGGCUGAGGACCAGCCUUUUGUUAAGUUGUUGGUGGAAACACAACUAUUUACUGUUCUGUCAGAUUCUCGCCUUUCAAGCUAUGAGAAUGAACACUAUUGAAGACCUUGUGAGCCCACCGUAGCGCAGAAAAGCCAGAAUGUAUCAACAGAUAGAGAGGCUAUAGUUUACAGCUUAAAAAUGGUCAAGAGCAGCUUAAAAAUGGUCAAGAGCAACAGUUCCAAUACAUCCAACAAAUGUACUCUGAGCAAUCCCACAACACCAAUAGGUUUGCCAAACAAAACAUCAUGUCCAUUGUUCGGGCGCUUUACUGGUUAUUACAAAAUCUGUUGUAGGACAUUGUCAAAACUUGAUUUCUUUUUAUUGAUUGUAAAUGUUUAUAGUUGUCGAGCUUGCAUUUUGAUCAAAACAGUAAGCAUACAUUAAUUGUUUACAAGAUAUGGAAAGCAUCUGAGGUAACUAAA